Molecule: messenger RNA, 411 nt
Organism: Suillus subalutaceus
Lineage: Eukaryota; Fungi; Basidiomycota; Agaricomycetes; Boletales; Suillaceae
Exons: 1
Biological process (GO): mycotoxin biosynthetic process
Source: RefSeq, a predicted model, not a curated record
GUGAGAUUCGUGGAGGAGGAAAGUGUACGAUUUACGCUAGACCUUCCAGAGGCCAAGACCGAAUGGCUUUCCACUUCUCCCCCAGGGACUGGACACGUAGCUCUGGGUGCAGAGAACCGGGCUUUCUUCGUGGCCAUGUUCCAUCAGCUUCACUGUCUCAGGCUCUUCCGAGCGGCUCUCACUGGUCAACAUAAUCAAGAUCAUAAUCAUCACUGUCUUAAUUAUUUAAGACAAUGGAUACUUUGCCAAGCAGAUCUCACACUGGAAGCAGGAGAUUUUACCACACGAGACUUCGAACAGCACCGUGUUGGUGCUACACACGUCUGCAGAGACUGGGGGGAGAUAUACGACAGUGUUUCUGUCAAUUGGAAAGACCGGCAACCUGCUCCAUUAGCAAUCAUACAGCUGUAA